CACUGUCAAAUGUUAAUGAUCAUAGGAAUUGGAAAAAGUUCAAAACAAUCGCCAUCGCCAGACUGCGGAAAACUUGCAAAAAAUGGCAGAAUCUUUGAAAGAAUUGUAAUGCUUGCCAUGUUAGGCUCGAUCGGAAUGACAAUGAUCAUCUUGGCGUGUGCGCUUCCGUCUUACAAAGUCUGGUGGCCCUUUUUUGUAGUACUGUUCUAUCUAAUCUGCCCUCUUCCAACACUUAUUGCCAAACGAAACCCAUCAGACGACGAUGAAUCGCGGAUCACACAUUCCAUGUUUGCAACAAUCGGAAUUGUCAUUAGCAGUUUCGCUUUGCCGAUUGUAUUGGCCCGGGCUAUGGUGAUCCACGGGGGCGCGUGUUAUCUAACAUUGGCCGGUAACGUUAUCGCCUACAUCACAGUGCUUGGAUACUUUUUCGGGUAUGAUUCGGGAGAAUCCUGGUAAAGGCGCUAGUCCGAGAUGCAAAAAUCAUCAAUAACUGUUUAUUACCAACUACUGCUUUGCCGGAAUAGUCGAAAUAAUCAAUUUUUCCAUCAUUAAAUCGUUCAUUUUUUUGUAGAACCAACUUCAUCUCAUUGAUACGUUAAUAUGACACAAAACUGUGUCUUCUGAAUCUAGUGGUAUUAGAAUUUAUUUUCUAUUGAAAGCAUAAUUGACUUAUGGUUGAAUAUCAUACAAUAAAAAGCGUGAUUAUUAUUUCAAAACAAAA
Molecule: messenger RNA, 721 nt
Organism: Topomyia yanbarensis
Lineage: Eukaryota; Metazoa; Arthropoda; Insecta; Diptera; Culicidae
Product: leptin receptor gene-related protein
Exons: 4
Coding region: 10-456 (148 amino acids)
Biological process (GO): late endosome to vacuole transport via multivesicular body sorting pathway
Cellular component (GO): endosome
Source: RefSeq, a predicted model, not a curated record